AUGUUGUGUGUACUAGCCAAUGAGCAUGAGAAGGCUCUAGCCCUGUUUCACUCACAACUGGGCGACCUACAGGUGGCCGUAGGUCUGUGUGGGUCUGUGUGUGGACAGACAGGGACUUCGAGUACAAUACACCGCAUGUUCCUCACACUGCUGACGAUGUAUAUGUCACCGGCUGAGGAUGUCAAAGACCUAUAUAAAGAG
Messenger RNA from Sphaeroforma arctica JP610, 201 nucleotides. RefSeq lists its product as hypothetical. The transcript has a single exon. The record is from RefSeq and is a predicted model, not a curated record. The annotation marks the transcript as partial. Lineage: Eukaryota; Ichthyosporea; Ichthyophonida.